UUCAACAUCUACUUUGUAUUUGCUUUCCCUAAUUCUCUCUAAACUCUGCAUCUCCGAUCAGCAUCCAGCCACAUAAAAUCCGUUCUCCGGUGACCCAUCAAAGAAAAAACCCUUCUCCGGUGAUCUUAUUUCAAUGGAGACUCCAUUGUCAACAAGAAGAAUGACCAGGUCACAAGCAAGGGCACAGGCUCUGGCCCCCCUUAACAGCAGCACCAAGAACAUCAGCAACAACAGCGAGAAUAACGACAGUAACAUUCCUUUCUCAAGGAAGUUGGAAUCCGAAUCUGAGAGUGCCUUUUCAAAAUCAAGAACAAGAAGUUCGAAACAACCACAGCAACAGCAAGAUCGGUCUGCGCUAUUCGACAUAACCAACGACUCGCCGAUCAUUGGGCUUGCAAUGGAGAGUUUGGAAACCCCAUCUUCUGCCAUUGCGAAGCAGAAGAGCAACAGAGCCAGAGCUGCUCUGACCCCUGGAUCUGGAGAGGCCCUGCUUAGGGGUCAGGUUAAGACUCUGUUGCAGAGAGUGGAAGAAGAGGCUGACCUACCGAAGCUCUCCAUGGAGAGCCGUCCUUUUCUUCAUCUCAAAGGCCUUGUGAGCUCUCCAAUGGGUCUUCUUGCGCCAACUCCAGCGAAUACUCCACAGAUCUCAAAUCUAUCUGAAUCUGGAGAUGAAGUCAACAGCAAUGGAAUGGCCUCCAUCACACCCUCCUUACCAGUUAUUGAAGAACAACUGAAGAUCUGUCAGUUGGUCGCUCAUAUUUUUAAUGGAUCCAAGCCAGAAAGUCUUGAAUCUCAAAAGAGUCUAAACAGGUCGCUACUGUUGGAUUUCUCAGAGAAAUCUGAAAUCACAGACUCAUCAGACUCUUUUUCCUCUGUGGUAACUGACCAAGGAGGACUAGGAGGAGGAAGUGUUUGCAAAGACAAGUCAUCAUUCAUCGAUGAUGACAAUGCCUCUGUAUGGUCUAUUCAGGCCAAUGCAAGUAGCACUCGCGACGAAGAAGAGGAAGAAGUGAUUGAACAAGAAGAUGAUGAUGAAUUCUACUAUCAUGACGACAAUGAAGAAGAGGGGGAAGUGGAAGAAGAAGGAGAAGAUGGAGGGUUGCUUGAUGAACUGUGUGAAGGCAUAAGCAAGAUAAGUGUGAAUGACAAGGCAUUGCCGAAGUUCAGUGGAAAGCACACUAGGUUUGUGUACAACAGUGAUGAUGAUGAGAUUGUUGACUUAGUUGGUCUCUCCCCCAGUGUGCUUCGAUUGAAGGGAUUGCCAACACCUAAAGGAAAGCACUUGCGAUUUCCUAUGGAGGGAGAUGAUAACUGAAGAAGUUCUUCGAAGAAAGUUUGCUGGUGCUCUUUAUUUUUUUACAUGCAAUUGUUACUUGCUUGAAAACAUACCUUUAUGAUAUCUUCGGACUUGUGGGGGAGUCCCUUUUUAUUCAUGAAUGGAAGUCAAAAGCUGCUGCAAUCACAGACAAAUAAGUGGUUGACUUGAGCGUUACAAUAA
Molecule: messenger RNA, 1498 nt
Organism: Tripterygium wilfordii
Lineage: Eukaryota; Viridiplantae; Streptophyta; Magnoliopsida; Celastrales; Celastraceae
Exons: 3
Coding region: 134-1315 (393 amino acids)
Source: RefSeq, a predicted model, not a curated record